AGAAAAAAUAAUCUCUAGGUAAACAGAUGAAAAGAAGACACGCGAUGGAAAGCGUAAAUAUUUACAUUUCUUGAGUGUUUAUGAGAAUAAUUUUUAUUUAUAAUCAUGAUAGACGGAAACAUUUCUAUGGAGGAAGACACAGAAUUACGGGAUUUAGUGGUGCAAACCCUUGAAAAUAAUGGUGUUCUUGCAAAAGUGCGGGCAGAACUCAGGGCAAGUGUGUUCUUAGCUCUAGAAGAACAAGAAUCCGUAAUGAAUCCAGAACCACUUCUCAAUAAAACCGUUAAACAGUACCUGGCUAAUUCAGAAGGAAAAUUAUUGUUUUCCUUGGUUAGGGAGUUCCUAGAAUAUUUUGGUCUUGAUUAUACAAUAUCUGUAUAUGAUCCAGAAACAUACUUUGGAAAAGAAUAUAAUUAUAUUGGAAGAAAUAAAUUAUGCGAAGAAUUAGGUAUUGAAUCCAAUGAGCCAUUGCUUGGAGAAAUUUUAAAAAAUAGCAUGCAUAGUGCCUUCAAAAAUACGCAAAAGAAUGAUAUUGACAAAAAAUUUAGUAAAAAUGAUAUAACUGAAACAAAUAUUACUAACACAACAUUUGAAAUUUCCAUUCCAAAAGUAUUAAACAAUGAAUCUACAUCAUUGUCAAAUGAUAAUGAUGUAUCGGAUAAUUUAGAAAGUGUUUCACAACAAAGUCCAAAACUUCCAAUAAAUGUGACAAUAACUGAAAAAAAAAAUAAAGAAACAUCUGUUCAUGUUUCAUUAGAUGAAUUAAAUUAUGAGAAGCAAGAUUCUCUCAAAAAUAGUACAACUUCUGAAUAUAAUGAAGAAAACAAUGGAAUUGAUAGCAAAGGGAACAAUAGUAUGAAUUUUGAUACUCCACUCCCUACAAGUCCAAAUGGCACAAUGAUGAAUCAUACUACAAAGGAGACUGAGAUAGAUACACUCAUUCAAACAAGUUUACUAAAUAAAACCGAGCCUUUAAUUAAGUUUGAUGAAUCUAUAAUUACUGAAAUGCAAACAAAUCAAAAUGAAGAUAUAAAUAAGCAAAAUAAUAUAAAUAGUUUGGAAUUACAAAUAGUAAAUAAUGUACAAAACAAAAAACCAGUUAAUACUGGAAACAGUUUUGGAAAAACUGUAUACUUUGAAGAAAUUAUUGUUGAUGGAAAAAGAGAGAAUAUUAAUGAUAUACAUAAUAAUGACACCUUUUUACAAGAUUUACCACCCUUAGAUAAAAAAUCACAUUCUAUACUUAGCAAUCUUCCACCAUUAAAUGGUAAAAAAACUAAUAUUAAUGAUUUGAAAGAAUUAAUGGAUAUUGGACUUGGAACUGAUGGGAUAGAUAAUUAUGAAGAAGAUUUUGUCUCAUCUGCAUCUGGUAGUACAUAUGAUCAAAGUCCUUCUAAGGAUCCUCAAAAAUCAAAUAGUCCAAAACUACAAACAAAAAAACAAGAUAAAAUUCAUAGUGCUCAUAGUGCUCAUAGUGAGGAUAUAAGUGAAGAAAUUGAAGAUGUGGAUGAUAUAUUAAGCAGUACAUCAUGUCUUGAAGAUCUAAACAUAGACAAAAACAUGUCAAAUUUUGCAACGGGUAUUACAACAAAUUGUGCAAAGGAACUAUAAUGCACUACAUCUACUAAAGAAUUAUUGUAAGAACUU
Messenger RNA from Apis florea (little honeybee), 1647 nucleotides. RefSeq lists its product as uncharacterized. Gene Ontology annotation, biological process: microtubule anchoring. Lineage: Eukaryota; Metazoa; Arthropoda; Insecta; Hymenoptera; Apidae. The record is from RefSeq and is a predicted model, not a curated record. Gene Ontology annotation, cellular component: centrosome.